This is a messenger RNA of Acaulospora morrowiae, 464 nucleotides long. Lineage: Eukaryota; Fungi; Glomeromycota; Glomeromycetes; Diversisporales; Acaulosporaceae. The record is from the annotation of a GenBank genome assembly.
UCUCUUGUUGUCCCUGAUAAGAAUCAGUUUCAACACAUUCUUCGUUUGUUGAACACCAAUGUUGAGGGUAAGACCAAGGUAAUGUUUGCUUUGACUGCCAUCAAGGGUGUCGGCCGACGUUAUUCCAACAUUGUUUGCAAAAAGGCAGAUGUUGAUUUGACCAAGAGGGCUGGUGAAUUGACCACUGAAGAAUUAGAGCGUAUAGUCACAAUCAUCCAAAACCCUACACAAUUUAAAAUUCCGAAUUGGUUCUUAAACAGGCAAAAGGACAUAAUUGAUGGAAAAUAUUCACAGGUCUUAGCUAACGGUUUGGAAUCAAAAUUUCGAGAGGACUUGGAACGAUUGAAGAAAAUUCGCGCCCAUCGUGGCUUGAGACAUUAUUGGGGACUAAGAGUACGUGGUCAACACACCAAAACCACUGGCAGACGUGGUAGGACUGUUGGUGUAUCCAAAAAGAAGGGUGA